Messenger RNA from Caenorhabditis elegans, 1708 nucleotides. RefSeq names its product non-specific serine/threonine protein kinase (gene T11F8.4). The coding region runs from base 54 to 1661 and encodes 535 amino acids. The transcript has 6 exons. Gene Ontology annotation, molecular function: protein kinase activity; ATP binding; protein serine/threonine kinase activity. The record is from RefSeq and is marked reviewed. NCBI's taxonomy places the organism in Eukaryota, Metazoa, Nematoda, Chromadorea, Rhabditida, Rhabditidae.
AUUCCUAGCUUGUUGGCAGUCUACAACACAACCAAUAUUUUUCAUCAAAAGAAAUGACAAGUGGCGAAAAAUUACCGAGUCUUAAGCUUGAUAUGAAUGUUCCGGUUCGAAACAAAUGGCAUCCGGUAAAGGUACUCGGAUCAGGAGCAUUUGGAAAAGUAGUCCAUGUUGUCAAUAUAGUGGAUGGUUCCGAUGGGGCAAUGAAAAUGGAAAAGUACCAGGAGGGAAAUGAAUCAGUGCUUAAAGGUGAAGUAGAGGUGUUGCGUGCAUUGUCAGGCCAGAAGAAUGCAAUACAAUUGCUGGAUAGUGGAUUGGAACCCGAUUAUCGAUUCAUUGUAAUGACAUUAUGUGGAAUGGAUCUACAGAAGGUCUACAAUCUAUUGAAAGGACAGUUCUCCGAUUCUACAGUUCUUCGUGUUGCAAUUCGAAGUCUACAUGCAGUCAAAGCGCUUCACGAAGCAUGCUACAUACACCGAGACUUGAAGCCAUGCAACGUUACAUUGGACUACAACGAAUAUUCGCCGUUAAUUUUUCUCAUAGAUUUCGGAAUGGGGCGAAAAUAUGCAAAGAUUGAUGAAGGAGAGUACGUCAUUCGACGUCCACGAGAUGCGUGCCGUUUCCGUGGUACAAUUCGCUAUUGCUCUCCCCGUAUGCAUCUUCGUCGUGAGCAGGGACGUGUCGAUGACCUCUACGCCUGGCUCUACAUGAUCGUCGAGCUGAAAGUCGAGCUGCCAUGGUCAGAAGUGGUGCAUCCCGACAGGAUCGAGUUUUUGAAGCUGGAAAAGUUUGAUGCAGCUAUGGCUAGCAAUCCACUCACAAAAUCAUUCGAACCAAUCAUGGAUCAUUUGAAGACGCUUAGAUAUCCCGAUCGUCCAAAUUAUUUGAUGAUCUACGAGCUCUUGGCGAAGAUGAUGUCGGACUUGAAUGCCAAGCACACUGAUCCAAUGGAUUAUGAUGUUUUUCGGAAGAAGAAUGAGGUGACCGAUGCUAUCAAGAAAAAGUACCAAACGCGAUCAAGAUUGCCUGAAAAAGCAUUAGAGGAGAGCGCUACGAUUGCAGUACUUGAAGAGGCAUUCCGUCCAAAAACAUCCGACGUUCCCGGAGGUGACCAGUACGUGGUGAAGCCUCUUUUGAAGCUGUCAUGGGGAUCGGUCGUUGCUGCAUCUGAUUUUCCAACUGCGGAUGAGGUAGAAACAGUUGAAGAGAAAGAUCUGAAAAAGAAGCAAGACGCCAAGAAUCAAGAAUCUGAUAAAAGAAAGAACUCGGAUCGAAAAAAGAAAAGUGAGAGAAAGAAGAAAGGAUCGAAAGGAGACAUGAUUCUGGAGAAGUCGAAAGAAACGAAGGAUCAUAGAGAAAGUGGACGUCGCCUCACUGAUCGGGAAGCUAAUGCUGUUGGCGGAAAAUCCAUCGAUGCCAAGUCAAAGGGAAAUAAGGAUAUGGAGCAAAGGACUAUCAUGAUUGACAAACCUGGAAGCAUAACUCCGAAGAGCAAACGGUCGAGAACAACAACUAAAAUUCCACAUAAAACUCCACAUAAAUCUCAUCUCAGAAAGGAGAAGCAGGAGUCGUCAGCCAACUCGAAGAGAUUGAAUGUUGCCCCAUUGGUUCAUCCCACAGUGCUUGUAGUCCCUGCAUCCAAGAAAAAACCAAAAGGAACUUGAAUCAUUUAGUAUGAAUACUACUCGAAUAAAUUAGUUUUUGACUUUCA